UGGCUGGUGUUUAGUCUUUCUAUUUGGUGAUAAUACAGCUCAAAAUGUUAUUAAUUCAAAAUGCUUCUCGCUCUCCAUCACAGUUGUAGUUCUGUUAAUAAGUCAUUAAUAAAGAUUUGACUCCAUCAAGUCUGCAGUUUUAAAGGUUAAUAAUUGUCUAUACGGAUUUGCAUGUGCAUUUCCUGUUGUCAUGAAGACGGUCCUGCUUUCACUUUCACUUUAGUUAGGCCAACAGUAUUUUUGUGCAGUUGGAUCAACCGAGAAGAAAUCGAUCAUUUUUAUGCGCCUAUUACGUCAUCAAAGGUGUUGAUAUUUCUUAGUCAGGGACUCGGGGUCACACUGCUCGAAGGAGGUGAUUUCCCACAGCCUACAUUUAUGUCGUGCGUCAUACUUUCUGCGUGGUCAUUUCAAUUCCUCUUUAGUUUGUUCCUCUGCUGUCAGAUUUCGACAUUAUAGCCUACGGUGUGUAGGACUUAAUUGCUAGUUAACGUCUGCAGCGAUCGCGCUACCUCAAACAAAGUCCAUGGCUCUUCCAGACCAUUGUCAGCUUCAGGUGAUUAAUGAAAUAUCAGAGGCUCUCUGCAGUGGUGAACGCAGGAUUCUCCUCUACCUGUGUGAAAUCCUGGACACAGACAACAGUGUGGGUUGUCUAAAAGCGACGCUGGAAUCUAAAGCGAUGUGCUACGAGAGGUGGGACCUGUUCCUGGCAGAGCUGAUAUUGGCGUUGAGACGUUAUGAUAUCCUAAAGAAAGUGUGGAAAACCAGCAGGGAGCAGUUUGAGAGAACUCUGAAAGUCGGGCCGGUUCUGCCAAAAUUCAGAGUGUUGAUGGUUAAUAUAGGUGAGGAAAUGGCCAAUGACGAUCUGGACAGUCUGAAAUUCUUGUUAAGCAAAAUAUUACUCCGUGAGAAGAUGGAAAAGGCACAGAAUUUCCUGGAUGUGAUCAUAGAACUUGAGAAGCUGGAUAAAGUUUCACCUGAAAGAGUUGACAUUCUAGAGAAAAAAUUGCGAGACAUUGGCAGGGUCGACCUAGCCAAAAAAGUGACUGCUUACAAGAUGUCAGAACUUUUCACAGUUACAUCUGAACUACAUAUAUCUCAACAGCAGAGGUGCAGAGCUCCUCAUCUGCUGAGCCCUUCAAAUAGUUCCCACCCUCUACUGCAAACAAGACGAGGACAGUCCUUCCACAGUGAAAACAUACCAGCACCUGUUUACAGAGAGCAGACUUAUCAGAGUCCGUUAGAUUGCUACAAAUUUAACAGUAAUCCCAGAGGAGUUUGUUUAAUCAUUGACUGCGUGGGUAAUGAUGGAGUCAUGUUGGAAGACACAUUUAAGGCUCUUCAAUUCAACGUGGUCGUCCACAAUUGGCUAAGUGGGGGUGACAUUUAUUCUACCCUCGCAAAGAUGUCCACACAGAGAGAGAACCUUGAAGGUGACGGCUUUGUCUGUUGCAUCAUGAGCCGUGGCACAUCAGAUUAUCUCCUGGGUACAGACUCGAACAGCACAGGUCUACGCCUGGAUAAUGUCAGACGUCUUUUCACUGCCGAUGCAUGCCCCAUGCUGGCUGGCAAGCCCAAACUCUUCUUCAUCCAGAGGUACAGCAUCCCCGAGUUCCAGCCCCAUGCCACAACGUACCACCAGGAUGAAGAUCUGGAGAUAGAUGGGUGCGAUGGGCUGGCCAGAUGUGAUAUCAUCCCUACAGAUGCAGAUGUGUUCUGGAGUCACUGCUGGACAGAUGCACGUCAACUGGAGCAAGGACUCCAUUGCUCCAUUUACCUGAAGGCUCUGACAGACGCCUUAUGCAAAGGCCAAAGAAGGAAAACACAUCUUGUUGACAUUCAUACCGAGGUGAAUGGAGCCCUCUUUGAACAUAACAAGAGGAAUCCUGGAGCAAGCUACCACAUUGAUUUGAAACAUACCCUACGGAAAGAUGUUUACUUACAAUAGAGGAUUCAUCACCAUGACUUUCACUAAACCUUCAGCACUGUCAGCUACAAAUUAAUAUAAUAAUUUACGUGCCAGAGAAGAACCUUUUUUUUACUGUGUUAAUACAGUGACACCUAUUGGUUGUAUUAACACGAAACACUUAAACUUAUUAUUAUUAUUAUUAUUAUUAUUAUUUUUUUUUUUUUUUUUACAGAUAAAGUAAAAUAUAACUUAUGGUUUUAAUGUGCCUUUAUUUAUUUUUUGAAGUUUUUGUACAUAUAUUUCAAUAGAUUUAUAACAGGCAAAAUAACAACAACACACCCAAUCAGAGCCUCGUAAUAGAAACAAAUGUAAAUUCAUAAAAAGCAGAAACAAAAAACAUGUAUAAAGCCUGAUAAAGAGUUUUUGUUUUACAUGUAGUCAUAUGUAACUUGUAUUUAAAUUAAUAUGAAUAGCAAUUUUCUUGCCCAAUACAGUGCAGCUAAAACCGGUAGUACCCGUGUAAAGAUGUGAAAAUAAUUUGUUAUGAAGUAAACACUAUAUAGAGAUAGAGAUAGUACAAAUUAAUUCUUUCUCUCUCUGUAUAUCUCUCUCUCUCUCUCUCUCUGUAUAUCUGUGUUAUUGGAUAUUUUCAUCACAUUCUGAAACGUGUUUUAGAAAAGUAAUAAAAGUCACUAUCAUUAGCAUUAUCAUAUAACUCUUCGUUUCCAAUAAAUAACAAAUACUAUA
Micropterus dolomieu (smallmouth bass) is the source of this 2653-nucleotide messenger RNA. Its product is annotated as CASP8 and FADD-like apoptosis regulator. Gene Ontology annotation, biological process: proteolysis; negative regulation of extrinsic apoptotic signaling pathway via death domain receptors. NCBI's taxonomy places the organism in Eukaryota, Metazoa, Chordata, Actinopteri, Centrarchiformes, Centrarchidae. Gene Ontology annotation, molecular function: cysteine-type endopeptidase activity; protein binding. The record is from RefSeq and is a predicted model, not a curated record. The coding region runs from base 524 to 1945 and encodes 473 amino acids. The transcript has 10 exons.